Messenger RNA from Procambarus clarkii (red swamp crayfish), 3005 nucleotides. RefSeq names its product Molybdenum cofactor synthesis 2B (gene Mocs2B). Lineage: Eukaryota; Metazoa; Arthropoda; Malacostraca; Decapoda; Cambaridae. The record is from RefSeq and is a predicted model, not a curated record. Gene Ontology annotation, cellular component: cytosol. Gene Ontology annotation, molecular function: molybdopterin synthase activity. Gene Ontology annotation, biological process: Mo-molybdopterin cofactor biosynthetic process.
CAGGUAGUGCGUUCAUUCGGAGAGAUUGACAAGAUCAAGGAAAGUGUAAUUGUUUCUUUGAACCAGGAAUACUGCGAACCAGGCCAGGAUCUAGUGCUUGCCACAGGAGACGAAGUGGCCAUCAUUCCACCUAUUAGUGGAGGUUAGGCAUUAUGGACCACAUAAAGUUAACCCUGGAUAUUCUGUCAGUGGAGCAAGUCACCACUCUUGUUACUGAUCCUUCCUGUGGCGCCAUCAGUCUUUUUGUUGGAACUACACGUGACACCUUCCAGGGAAAAAAUGUUGUGAGACUCGAGUACGAGUCAUAUCAAGAGAUGGCAGAGAAAGAAAUGUAUAAACUCUGCAAAGAAGCUAGAGAAAAGUGGUCUUUGAAACACAUAGCAAUACACCACAGAUUAGGCUUGGUACCUGUAACAGAAUCCAGUGUUAUUGUAGCCGUUAGUUCGAAACAUCGGCGUGAAUGUUUGGAUGCGGUGUCCUUCCUAAUAGAUAGCCUUAAAGCCAAUGUCCCCAUUUGGAAGAAGGAAGUUUAUAGUGAUGGCAGUGGUGACUGGAAGAAAAACAAAGAGUGCACAUGGGUAAAGAAAGAAGAUAUCCCAAAUAAAAGCAGCAGUUUGAAGGAAACCGUCAAUAACAACAAAAGAAUUGAUGAAGAUGGGAGUAGAGAAGCAAGUCAACCACUAGCAAAGAGAAUUAAGCAAGAAAAAGAUCCUGAAGCCGAGGAUGAGAUGCCUUUAAAUACAGUUGGAAAAUCUUGCACACUUGCUUCCAAUGAGAACAGUGAAGGACAACAAAAUAAACUAUUUGUACAGGAAACAAACGAUCAGCAUGAAUUGGAUCCAAACUUGGUACAGAUUGUUGCAUCCAAAAAAGAGCUUGAUCGACGAAUUGCUGCAUUUCAACAACGCAAACGUGAGGAACUAGAUGUGUUGAAUGUACAAGAGUUCUGCACCUUGGGUGGAGGCACCUCAUCGCUUAAUUCCUGUGCUCGGACAUCAGCAGUUAUUUUAAGAUCUAAGGGCUCUAAUAGUCAUUUGAAAAUGACUCAUAUUGUCAAUGACUGGGGACCUCAGACAUUAGGAUUGGAUCCUGGAUCUCUCUCUCCUAAUUUUAAUGCUUCAAAGGAGGCAAUAAAGCAAGAGAGGAAGUGCGACAACAGUAACAACAGCAGCAGGGAGAGCUCAGUAUCCUCAGGACAUUCGUCUAAAGAAACUUUUCGUGAUUCUAAGUUUAAACCAACUUAUGAGGAUACUCAAGAUGAAGAUGUUAUACCCCCUGGUAUUGAGGAGCGGCUUCACAACCUUGAAAGUCACUUAAGGUUGGCCCAUGGAGCUCCUGUACCUCGAGAUGUUUAUGCCAGAAUCAAGGCUGUAGAAGACAGAGUGCUCCACUUGGAAGGAAUAUCACCAGAAUACUUCAGACAUAAAAAAAUUCAAGCACCUGCAAAUACUUCAAGAAAGGUAGAAAUUAAGGCUGUUGAGGAUGAUUUAUCGCUAGAGGAGUUAGAGCUGAAAAUUCACCAAAUAAAGAUGAAAAUCAAGCAAAAGCAGUUGAACCAUGUUUUGUAAAAACUUGGCAGACUCUUUAUCGAGUAAUUUUUGUAUUAUUGUUGAAGUGAUCGGGAAAAUAUGUAUAUGAAUCUGCUAACCAAUAAGGCAAACCUUUAUGAAAUUGUAAAAUUGUGCACUUCUAAAUACCCAUGUUAUUAAAAAAUGAUAUAAAAUGUCCAAUUCCAUUUUUAUUGUACUUUCAUCAUUUAUUUGUACAGUACUGUAUGCUGCAUUAAAAUUUCCAAAUGGUUAUAUUUUACUGUUAUACUGUAUAUAUCAUAUUUUAUGAUAGCAGGUUAUGAAAUCUUUAAGUAGCUUGAAAAUUUUGUUAUUCACAACCGAAUUUUAAUUUAACACUUUUGUGGCCGUGCGGCACCUCCAGCAGCAUGUGGUUCACCCCCUCCUCCCCUCAUACAGCCCCACUCAGUGGUAUGUCAAAUGUUUAUUACUCUUUAUUAAGUUGCCCUAAUUUUUUAAUAACCCAAUUAUUAUUAUCAAAUUAUAAUUAUCAAAUUUCUAUCAAAAUGUUUGGAAAUGAAUUCUCCAGAAUAUAGAUGAGUAACAAAUAGUAUGUGCAUGGUGUUUCUGAAUACUAUAUGAAAGUAUAUAAAUAUUUAACCAUUCUUCAUUUAUUCUCACAAAUAAAAAAAAUAUAUGGAUGUAUUCACAUAUAAUCUAUAUAAAGGUGUAAGAAAAUAAAGAAACAUUGCUUCCGUGCAUUUAUUUUAUUAGGUAAUUUGCAAAGCAAAAAGGAAAUGUACAGGAAAAGUGAUUGUCGUGAAUACUGGCAAAUGAUCAGGUUGAUCUGUGGUUCGUCCCCUGAUAAACUGCACGAACAGUGUAAUUGCCCAAGUGUAGUUACGGGAUGAGAGCUACCCUCGUGGUGUCCAGUCUUCCCAGUACUCUUUGUCGUGUAACGCUUAGAAAAUACUGAUGGUGGUUGCCUCCACCACCUUGCUUAACUUGUUCCAACUGUCUACCACUCAAACAGAAAACUUUUUAACUUUUUUUGGAACCUUUGUUUCCUUAGCUUGAAUCUGUGUCCUCUUGUUCUUGAGGUUGCUGCUUUCAGGAAUUCCUCUUUGUCAAUUUGGUCAAUUCCUGUUAGUAUUUUCUAAGUGGUGAUCAUAUCGCCUCUUUUUCACUGCCCACACACUACAGUAUGGGCAGAGUUAAGUGUUUCAUCAUAAUGGUGCACAUACAAUGAUUUAAGAAAGUAAUUUUCAUAAAGUGUUAAAGCAUAUGACACAUUUUAACACCAUGAGACUGAUUACACACAAUUGUGCAUGAUGCUUAAAUGUCUCAUUGGACACCUAAAGUGGUAAUAUUAUAAAGUUUAUUUACAGCAUAUGAUAUCCCCAAAAAUAAAUGCUGUUUAGCACUCCAGUAUAUUCAAAGAAUUGGAAUACAAUACCUGUACUUUUAUUUAAUUUUUUCAAUAAAACAAGAAUUCAU